GGAGGGUAUAAAUUGAUCUCUUGAAAGACUGCUGAAAAUAGCUUUCAGUUUGAUGUAGAUCAAGGCACAUUGAAGAUGAAAAGGCAAGGUUUUAUUGUGAUCAUCGUAUUGAUGAUCAUAUUCGCUAUUCUUCAUUCAGGAGAGACGACGAAUUGUUAUGUCUGCGAUUCGCUUUUAAGCGAAACUUGUGAAAGCAACCCAAAGGCAUCCAAUGUGAUGGAUUGUGGUGUCAAAGGGAUUUGUCUCAAAUGUAAUUAUGAAAUUGGCAAGCACAACCCUAUCCUACGUUCGUGCUUUAAAUUUGGUCAAACUACGAGUUUAUAUGAUGACUCUAACGGUGUACCAGAUAAAUUUGAAUGUACGACGUGCGUUACGGAUUUCUGUAAUAAUGCUAAUGCGCUGUCAACUGGCAUAGUAACAUUAGGAUGUCUAGCACUAUUUUGGACAAUUCGAAAUCUUGUAUAAUCUUGCUAAAAAACUUCCAGACCUUAGAGUACAUCUAAGGUCUCGGUACCUAGCUCGGGUAUUUUGGGUUGGUAUUCACUCUGAGCCCCUGAGAGGAAAAUAUGGAUAAUUGUAAAACUGCAUAUAUAUAUAUACACAUAAAUAAUAUAAAUACAUGUUAUAAAAUAUGUAAGUAGUUUUAUUAAUUUUAUUUAUUAUGUCUCACAUUCUUAUCUAUUUGUUAACUAUAAAACUGGAAAGCUACUGAUCAAUAAUAAAUGUAUUAAAAAAAUA
This is a messenger RNA of Cataglyphis hispanica, 738 nucleotides long. RefSeq lists its product as uncharacterized. Gene Ontology annotation, biological process: regulation of synaptic transmission, cholinergic; positive regulation of voltage-gated potassium channel activity; sleep. The transcript is spliced from 4 exons. The record is from RefSeq and is a predicted model, not a curated record. Bases 76 to 465 code for a protein of 129 amino acids. NCBI's taxonomy places the organism in Eukaryota, Metazoa, Arthropoda, Insecta, Hymenoptera, Formicidae.